Messenger RNA from Argiope bruennichi, 5915 nucleotides. RefSeq names its product receptor-type tyrosine-protein phosphatase kappa-like (gene Ptp36E). Bases 1436 to 3364 code for a protein of 642 amino acids. The transcript has 16 exons. Gene Ontology annotation, biological process: protein dephosphorylation. The record is from RefSeq and is a predicted model, not a curated record. Gene Ontology annotation, molecular function: protein tyrosine phosphatase activity. NCBI's taxonomy places the organism in Eukaryota, Metazoa, Arthropoda, Arachnida, Araneae, Araneidae.
GAAGAGCGGCAACAUUCUUCUCAUCCUAUCUCCUCCUCCACCUCCGUAUCGGACUCUCCUCCAUCCAUAAUAUCUCGACGGUCCCCCCCUCAAAAAUAAAACCGUUUGGCGCCGAUCCACCGUUUUUCCACCACUAAUCUAUUUUUGAGAUUUUUCCACCCUCGCAAAUCCGGCAAAGACGGUGGAACGAUGGAAUUCGGCGGACCGAUGUGUUGUUGUUCGACCAACGACUGUUGAUCCGUAGAAACGUGCAUCUUCACCUAUUCGGCUGGAGAGGGUGGCUGUCCCCGGAUUCCAGGAGAUUCGCAGACGAUAAAUUGACAGAUGCAGUCAGAGAGUCGUUUGCACAGGGCAGUGUUGUUGUCUUCCGUGUAACACUUGUUAUAAGUGAAUUUUUUUUUCUCCAACAUUAUACGAAACUCGUUCCAUUUGCUUUUGGAAUUAUUAUUAUUUUUUUGCUCUUUAAGAUUGCGCGCGUUAAUCGAGUAUUAUCAAGUGUUGCCAAACUAUAAAAGAAAAAUAUAAUACUUUUCUUUAUACUGCACUUGUUGGACAAAAGAAAAGAAAGUGAGUAAUUUGAAAAAAAGAAGUAAAAAGCUCAUUUUUUCAUAUGAUGAAAUAAAUCGUUUGUCAUUUUUCUUAUAGAUUACUUUUGAUACAUACGAAAAUUUGCUUAACGCAAUUUCUUGCAAAGUUGAAUAACUAAAAUAAACUUUCUUUUUGAGUGUCUUUAUUUAUUAAGAAUGUUUGAUAUUUAAAAAUUGUAUAUGCAGUAAAUUAGAAACAAUAUCUUUUCAUUUGAGUAUCGAAGGUAAAGUUUCAAGAAUUUCGCAAUUACAAAUCCUUAUUAUUUUUUGGAAAAAAGCAUCUUGCAAUUUAAAAGUGAUAACAACAAAUCUUAGCAAGCCGAAGAAAAAAUUCGAAGGCAUUUCAUGGGAACAUAUCGAGAGCUUUGAACAAUUCUUUCCUUUCAUUUGUGCUUGCAAUUUUCUAAAUAAAGGGCAAACUUUCUUGUGAUCAGUCUAUUUUGUCAAAGAAAUUAAUAAAAUUGACAAAGAAAAAAAAAACUGUUUUGAAUAUUCGCAUUUUGAAAAAAAUUGAUUUGAGCUUUUUAGGAACACUUGUUGAUACAAAUAUCUUUUUUUUUUCAUUUGGGACAUAAUAUUACCCCUUGGAGUUUGACUUUUCCGAAGUAAGCUAACUAUCAGCAUUGCGUGGCAUUCAAGCAAUUAUAUUAAUAAACAGUUUAUCGAUUUAUAGAAUUGAUUUUUUAUUGAUCUGAAAUUCUAGUGAAAAGCAGAUGACCGUGUCCUGCAUGGUCUUUCAUACAGUUUAAAAUCUUACGGCGAGUAAAAUCUCAUGGUUCGAUUUCUCAUUGAGGCUGGUUAACUAAGGUUUCAAAGUGGAGUCUGGUACCGAAGAACCGGGCUCAGCCAUGGGUAAAGUGCCUAAAAAGGGCCGGAAGAUGUUCCAGAAAAGGAAAUCUUCGGGCACAGUGACUUCUUUCAAAAAACUUCAGCUGUCCCUGCUGAAUACCGAUAUUAUGAGGAAGGCGUGCACAGGAAGAGCUUCGAAUACCCUGCUGCCAAAGAAACCUAUUGAACUCUCAAGAUUUCCAGAAUAUAUGGAAAUGAUCCGGAAAUAUGACGUCAUUUUGAGGACUGAAUUUCAAGUGUCAUCUAAAGGAGAAUCGCACAGCACACGGCAUGCAUCCAAAGCAGCGAACGAAAUCAAAAACAGUUACAAAAAAUUGGUACCCUUUGACUACAAUCGAGUUGUGCUAGAACCUCUUCCCGGCAUUCCUGAUUCUGAUUACAUAAAUGCUUCUUAUAUAGACAGUAUUUUGAAGCCCAACGCUUACAUAGCUGCCCAGGGACCCAAUGAAUUUACGAUAUCGGAUUUUUGGAGAAUGGUUUGGGAGCAAGAAUCCUAUGUCAUUGUUAUGCUGACGAAAGUUUUUGAUUUUAUCAGGGUUAUGUGUGUGCAGUAUUGGCCCACAGAUCUGGAUAAACCAGAAGAAUAUGGGAAUCUGGAGAUAACUUUAUUGGCUGAAGAGCAGCUGGCGAAUUUUUUCAUCAGGACUGUCAAAAUAAGAAAGGCAGAUGAAGAGCGCGAAAUCGUUCAACUGCAUUACACCAACUGGCCGUCGCACACUUGCCCUUUUCCCAGUGCACUGCUGGAGUUUCGCCGGAGGGUUCAAGUGUACAUGAUGCGCUACCCAAGUACUGGUCCUGUCGUGGUGCACUGCAGUGACGGCUGUGGGCGAACGGGGACCUACUUGUGCAUUGAAGCCAAUCUCGAGUUGGCUGAAGAAGAUUCUUGCUACGAUGUGUUUGGAUACGCCAAGAAGCUCAGGGCAUCUAGAAGAGGAAUGAUUGAAACUCUUGAACAUUACAAAUUCAUUUACGAUGCCCUGGAGGAGGCCAACAUUUGCGGAUCCACGUGGUUUCCAGUGAACGCUCUUUCUCAGCAGCUCAAAUACAAAUCCAUGAAAAAUCCAGUCACGAGAAUGAACGAAUACCAAAGAGAGUAUCAGAAAAUUUGCAAGAACUCGUCGAAGCUAUCGAUCGGCGACUGCGCCGGUGGACACAGACCAGAGAACCGAGACAAAAACAGAGAUGUCUCCAUCGUGCCACCUGAUAACUUCCGGCCCUAUUUGACGUCUUUCCAGAGCAACGAUAACACUGAUUACAUCAAUGCAGUUUUUGUUGACGGUUAUACACGCUCAAAGGAAUACAUAGCCACAGAGUGGCCUCUUCAGAGGACCAGUCAGGAUUUCUGGUCUCUGGUGUACGAUCAUGAUUGCAAUACAGUGGUCGUUCUUUGCAAUCCGCCAGCAUCCAGCACCUAUCCACCAUUUUGGCCAUCGGAAAGAGAAAAGAAGAAGAAGUAUGGCCCGGUAUUUACGGUGGAAUUAGUUUCUUCGAAUCACUAUCCAAAUAUUAAGACGUGGAUUUUUAAGAUUUUGAAAAGAGUUGUGUCUCUCACAGAAUUGAUGGCUGGCGUGAAGGCCGAGCCGAAGACCACUCAGGUCUUCCAGAUCACCUGCUGGCCACUGGGCCACAAAGUGCCCACCUCCACCAACGCUGUGGUGGAGCUCAUGAACAUGGUGGAGCGGUGGAGGCAGCGGUCAGCCUACGGACCGGUCAUCGUUCUCUCAACAAACGGCAAGAGCCGCGUGGGAGUGUACUGUGCAGCUUGCGUCGCAAUCGAGCAAGUCAUUCAACACGGAGAAGUGGACGUUUUCCAAGCAGUCAAAACAGUGCGUCGGCACAGGCCGCAACUAGUGGAAAACAUGACGGAAUACAAAUACUGCUACGAUCUCGUACUUCACUAUGUCCUGCACUACUUGAACAGUCUCUAAGGCACUCUUUUCGCCACACUGGAGGUCCAAUGUUUGAUAUGACGACAGACUCUUUGAUACACCGUAGACGACCAACCGAAGCCUCUUAUCUAAGCAAGAGGAUAUAUUUUGCACUCAAUUUUGAUAUUGCACUCUCUUCCAAUAAAUAAACUUAUCCUCCUGUUACACGGUGAGCCAUCGAUGUCCUCCGCCUCCUGCUUUCUCUUGUUAUAGAGGUGCAAAGUUACGUUUCUCCUGUCAUUCCGACGCGUCUCUAGUUUAGAUUUUAUUUAUUAUUUUGUACUAGAUAUUGUUGAUUUUUUUUCUCUCUCUCUCUCUCAUUCAUACUCGAAAGUGGUGGUGCCGAUGGGAAAGUUCAUCUGGAAGCGGUUGAAGGAUAGCGAGUUUCUAAGCUAAUAAUCGCUGAAUUUUUGUCUUAAAUUGACCAGACGUCCUGGAUUAAAAAGGCAAUCUGAAUUUUUGACUCUUGAUCCCAAGAAUUGAGUAUCUUCAUUUUACUUUCAAGUAUCAGUUGAUUUUCAAAAAAUAUUAAAUAUAUUUCAUUUUCUUAAAGGUUACCUCACCUCUAAACCAGUAAAAAAUUACUUAACUUAUCGGUUUUAAUUUAAUGAUUGUAGUAAAGAGUUAGUCUUAUCAUUACUUCUACUAUGCAUAGAUUUAUCACCUAAGCACGCCAAGAUCUCAAAGGUCAAUUCGAAAGGGAAAAUAGAAAAAGGCAGAGAUGUCCUUCGAGUCAGUUUUUAAGUUUAAUAUAAACUAUUUUAGUGUUUCUAAUUUUCCAUAUUGAUUUCUUCAAUCAUUUGUUGAAUCAUUAUUUGUUUAUUUUAUUUGAUUUUGUCCAAUUCACAAUCCUAUAAAACCUAUCAAUGCAGUUCUCGUCACUUUACUGAAAUGCUAGUUAUUUGCAUUUAAGGUUUAAGAAUUAGUUUGAGAAUAUUACUGAGGAUUCUAUUUUACAUAAUAGUACAAUAUUGUUUAAUCAAGUUUUCACACUUUUUAAUGCAUUUAUGCAAGCAUUUCUUAACAUGAAUACAGAUAAAAAAAAUUAUUGGAAUAUUUAACUUUAAAAUAUUUGCUACGAAUUUUCAAAACAAAAAUAAAAUUCUAUAGUAAUAGCAAAAAUUUGGCAAUUAAUAAAGAUUAGCUUUUAAAAAAUCAAAAUAAUACAAUUAAAUGAAGACUGUAAAAUAUUUCUUGGUCUUAUUAAAGUUCAAUAUAUAAGACCGCACGUUGAUUUCAUUGCACGUGAAGCUCUUAAUAUUGCAUUCUUCAAAAUCAAUUAGAAAUUUAAGAAACUUUUUUUUUUUUGGUUUUGUCUCAAUAUUUUAUGAAUUUAUGCAUCGAUGACUUUGAAACAUAAAUAUCUAUACAAUUAUCAUCAAUCAAAUAAUAAAAUCUCAAAGUUCAAAUCAAUUCAAACUAAACAAAAAUAUCACUAACUGAUGUUUAAAAUUUAUGCUAUAAGCAAAAUCAUUUAACAGAAACUAAAAAUUUAUAAUAAAAUAAAAGAAUUUGAAUUUCAUUUCACUUCAAAUUACUUUUGAAUUAAAAUAAAUUUAAAGCAAAACUAAAUAUUAAUUUCAAAAUUUAUCUUCAUAUUAAAAAGAUACUAAAGGAAUAAAAAAAAAGAAUAAUGUUUUAUUGUUUUAUUUUAUGAUUUUUACUUGAUAAUUCAUCAAAUAUAUCUAUGAUAUUUAAAAGGCACUGAGUUUCUUAUUACGCGUUGUGUUCUAUAAACGAAAUAGUUCGGAGCAUCCAAAAUUCCAACGAUUUUUUUUAAAAAAAUCCAAUGAUGUCAAUUGCAGGCGCUUUUAAAUAGUCAUAAAAUUUUCAAAUCUAAUUUACCUUUCUUCAGAGUUUUUAUCUAUGUUUAGAAACAUCAAUAAAUAGUUUUAAUUCUCAAGUUGCAUAGUUUAAUUUUUAUACCUUUUAAGUACCGUUUUUAUUUCAAUAAAUAAACGUUUUUAUCAUUUCGUGAUUCUAAAUCGUUUCAGUUUUAUAAAAUAUGUAAAUUGUAUUAAUAGCAGACGAUAAUUAUUAAACUACUAACAGCAGACGAUAAUUUUAAAAAUAGCCAAUUUUUGCAUACAGAAAAAUAGAGUAUUACAAUUCUUUAUUAAAUUAAUAUUUUAUGGAGAAAACAUUUUUAUUUAGGGAAAAAAUUUUAUAAUUAUUUGCUUUUUUUAUCAUCCAAAUAAAUUUUUAAUUUCUUUCUGAAAGAAAAAUCAUUUCUCUCCGAAAUCACACAUUACCAAGGCGAUCUUUUUAAAUUUUUUUCUUUGUAAAUACAAGGCAAUAAAGCAGUGAAAUAUUUUCAUCAUUCAACACUUUCAUUGUAGCCUCGCCUGUGUAAAUCGCUUUCUAGAAGAAGAGGUUUGUUUUUAUAUCUUAGUGAGAAUUUAAGGAGGUAGCUGUUUUGAAGGUGAUCGUUGGCUUUCACCUGGGAGACUUAGCAUUAUUGUUAUUUCUAAUGUUUAAAUUUUAUACAUGUUGAUGAAGUUAUUGAAAAGGUCAUUAUUACUUGAGAGGAAUAAAAAUGUGAUGAUCAGUA